GGCCGGUCGGGGGCGGUGCUGCAGUAAGCGGACGGACGCAUGUGCGAAACAGUGGCGCUCAGCCGGCCGCAGCAGAGCCUAUAAAACAACCCCGCCCUCUCCACGGAGCUGUCAGAGCGCUUGUGAACUGCGGCUUGCAUCCACGAAAGAACACUUCCGCGACAUCCCAGGCCGUACUGCUUCCUGCAGCCGCUGUUUUCUACAAGUGGGAUACGCAUAGACGAAAGGCAGCAAUGGCGACGGAAGCUUCUACCGAGCCCGAGGCAGUCGUGGGGUCUGCUCCGGUCACCGAACAUCUCGUGGUAUCCGAAGACAAGCCAGCUGCUGUGGAGCAGCACGCGUCCUCGGAAGCGAAAGCUGAGGAGCCAGCUGCUAAGCCUGCAGAGACUGUGCAGGACGCACCCGUUUCUGAGUCCACGAAAGACUCGGACUCUUCUGCUACGACUGAAUCACAGGAGGAAGACAAACAGAGCGACAAGCCGGAAAGUCAGCAGGCACAACCCGCCGCGCCAGAACCUUCCAAGCCGGACGCUACCGGCAGCGAACCCUCACCUGCUGCGCAUACGGCUCCUGCUGCAAAUACCGCACCUGCUGCUGAAGUGACGGCUUCCACCACGGACCCCACAGACACAAGCAAGUCCGAAGCCAAGGCUUCCACCACGGACCCCACAGACACAAGCAAGUCCGAAGCCAAGGCUGAGGACGCGAAGGCGGACACCACCGUUGACCAGGUCGCCGACCAGCUGAAGGACCUUGUCGUGAAGGACGAGACCGACCCGAAGAAGGCUGACGAGACCAAGCCAUCGGAGUCUGAGAAGCCCGCGUCUUCGGAGGUCGCCGCGCAAGGCGACGUCUCGCCAAAGGCGCCUGAAGCAGACAAGCCCGCGUCUUCAGAGGCCGCCGCGGAAGGCGAUGUCUCGCCAAAGGCGCCUGAAGCAGACAAGCCCGCUGCCGAAGGCGAAGAAAAGGGAAAGAAGCGGCGUUGCGUCAUAGUUUAGUUUAAUAUAGGUUAGGUAUUCACUAUUUAUAUGAACAUCCUUUUUACAAAGUGUUCUUUAAUAAACCUUUUUACACUCCGCC
Molecule: messenger RNA, 1080 nt
Organism: Dermacentor albipictus
Lineage: Eukaryota; Metazoa; Arthropoda; Arachnida; Ixodida; Ixodidae
Product: brain acid soluble protein 1-like
Source: RefSeq, a predicted model, not a curated record